Messenger RNA from Plasmopara halstedii, 225 nucleotides. RefSeq lists its product as uncharacterized. The coding region runs from base 1 to 225 and encodes 74 amino acids. The transcript is spliced from 2 exons. NCBI's taxonomy places the organism in Eukaryota, Oomycota, Peronosporomycetes, Peronosporales, Peronosporaceae. The record is from RefSeq and is a predicted model, not a curated record.
AUGUUUAUUAUCGUCGAAGUUUCUACUAAAGACAGCCGCGACCUAUGGCGUCAGGAAAAAAAUCUCGGUGCGAAUUUUAAACACAACUUUUGCUUAUCAGUCAAGCAGCAGGUGCACACAAGUAAAUUUCUAAGGGCUUCGCUGAGGCACGGCGAGCGGUUUCCGACGGAUCGAAUCUAUCGAGCUCAAAAUUACGACGUGGUAUCGUUGGAGCAUCCUCGUUGA